CGACAAAUCCCUUCUUUGUUUAGUGGUAGGGAAAGGCGUGCCUAAAUCGUUACAAUAUAAAAAACAAGUUGAACAGAAAUUUCUUCCAGAGCACUGGCUGUCCAAUAUGAGAGCACUGGUGUGGGGAUUUCUCUUUCUAGCAACGGCGCACGCGUGGGUCCUGCGGCAGCGACCACCGUCACUUCAAGUCUCUGUAUUGCCUCAACUGCAGCAAACGCCUCGGUCGGAUGCGGACAAAUGUGCGGACGAAACCACCACUCGUGAAACGUCCCGUAGGAAACUGUUGCAGACGUCCGCUGCGAUGGCGUGGUUGUCCGCGUGCGGAUCUCCGGCGUGGGCAUUGGACGAUUCCGAAAACAAGCGUAUCACCGUAUUCGAAAAGACGGCACCGUCCGUCGUUUUCAUCGACACCUUUACGGAACGGAGGGACGUCUUCAGUACCAACGUUAUGGAAGUACCUCUCGGAAGUGGAUCUGGCUUUGUAUGGGAUACGGAAGGACACAUUGUGACCAAUUUUCAUGUCGUCCGGAACGCCCAGUCGGCGCAAAUUGCUUUUUUAACCGACGGGAAAGAUAUAGCCAACCUUAGCCUGCCACCAGCAUCGGCGGCAAUCAAUAAUCCGUAUUCUUCAAUGCGUGGGUUCGGAAGCAUGUCGGCCAACGUCAAACGAUCCGUGUAUAAAGCGAGGGUGGUUGGUGUGGAUCCGGGAAAGGACAUUGCUAUUUUACGUGUCGAUGCCCCCAAAGAGAUCCUAGCGCCCAUGGCUUUGGGAACGAGUAAAGGACUUAAAGUGGGACAGUAUUCCAUGGCAAUCGGGAAUCCAUUUGGCUUGGAUCACACACUGACGGCAGGCAUUAUUUCUGGCAUUGGACGCGAAGUAAAGUCUCCCAUCGGUCGACCCAUUACGAACGUUAUUCAGACCGACGCCGCCAUCAAUCCAGGGAAUUCCGGCGGACCCCUGCUCGACUCAUCCGGCAAAUGCAUAGGCAUGAACACGGCGAUAUAUUCUCCGUCCGGUGCCUCGGCCGGUAUUGGUUUUGCAAUCCCAAUUGACACCGUGAAAUUUAUUGUCGAGACGCUCAUUCGGGAUGGCAGGGUGGUUCGACCAGUUUUGGGUAUUUCCUACCUCGAAUACAAACAAGCACGCGCUCUAGGGAUAAAUAGCGGUGUCUUGGUACUCGAAGCACCUGCCGGAAGCCCUCCUGCUCUCGCCGGUCUCAAAGGAACGCGACGAACCGAGUCUGGUUUGGUAGAAAUCGGUGACAUUAUAACGAAAGUGGGAGACAAGGUCAUAACCGUGGAGUCCGAUUUGUUUCAAGCUUUAGAAGAGUACAAGCCGGGUGAUGUCGUGGACGUGACCGUAAAUCGGGUUUCGGCAGUGAACGAUCAGCUAACAAUGUCGACGUUGAUACUACAAAUUCCAUUGCAAGCCAGUUCCGAUAUCGAAAAGUCCAUGGGCGUGUUUCAAUACCCUGUGCCUGUGCCAGUGCCAGUUCCAAGUCAAUAGAGAAAAGAGUACUAGACAACACAUAGGAUGCUUU
This is a messenger RNA of Phaeodactylum tricornutum CCAP 1055/1, 1541 nucleotides long. RefSeq lists its product with no specific name. The transcript has a single exon. Gene Ontology annotation, biological process: proteolysis. NCBI's taxonomy places the organism in Eukaryota, Bacillariophyta, Bacillariophyceae, Surirellales, Neidiaceae. The coding region runs from base 107 to 1507 and encodes 466 amino acids. The record is from RefSeq and is a predicted model, not a curated record. Gene Ontology annotation, molecular function: protein binding; serine-type endopeptidase activity.